Messenger RNA from Eruca vesicaria subsp. sativa (arugula), 615 nucleotides. The record is from the annotation of a GenBank genome assembly. Lineage: Eukaryota; Viridiplantae; Streptophyta; Magnoliopsida; Brassicales; Brassicaceae.
UAGAGAGUAAAUAAAAAAAGACAGAAAUGGGUAAGAACAAUGCCAUCAUCAUAGCUCUUGCUAUGGUUUUAACCACCGCUAUGAUGAUGGAAGAAGCUACGAGUUAUCCUAUAUGUAACACCGACACAAACGACUUGCAGAAAUGUUAUCCAGCUGUAACUGGAAACAGCCCGCCGGGACCUGACUGCUGCGCAGUGGCUAAAUCCGCUAAUCUUGAAUGUCUCUGCCCGUACCUCACCCAGUCCGGGCUUGACCCAUCAAAAGUCAAGAGUGUUUUAGCCAGUUGUAACGUGGGAAAUCCCUCCUGUUUGUCAUGAUUCAAGAAAGAAGCUGGAGACAGCCGCAGACUUUGCCUCGACCUGAAGAGUCUAUAAGUUAUAAUAUGUUUGAUAAAAAAAAAAGGGUUAUAAUAUGUCAUUUAGCGUUGUUAUUCAAAUAAAUUGCCAAGUUUUCUCUUAUUUUCAGUCGUCCUUUUUAAUGUAAUGUUUAAUCAACAUCUACGUCCUUUUGAUGUUGUGAUUCAAAUAAAUCAUGUUUAGAGUAAGGUUUGCAAUUUGUUUGAAUUAUUCAGGGCAUCCACAUUAAUAAACUCAUAGUGGGGUUCAUGGUUUUAUU